Molecule: messenger RNA, 870 nt
Organism: Salarias fasciatus (jewelled blenny)
Lineage: Eukaryota; Metazoa; Chordata; Actinopteri; Blenniiformes; Blenniidae
Product: high mobility group protein B3-like
Exons: 5
Coding region: 16-813 (265 amino acids)
Biological process (GO): regulation of transcription by RNA polymerase II
Source: RefSeq, a predicted model, not a curated record
GUCCCCGCCCCCUCAAUGAGAACAACCAACGGGGGCGUUGCCGGGGGGCGGGGCUGCGCUCGAGCUCGACCCAGUUUGAAAGUGAACCAACGGCUCCAGUCUCCGCUUCAGCCCCCAAACAACAACAACAAGACCCCGACAAGCGAGCCCCGAGCCCCGGUCACAGUCUGCUGCUGCGCCCGCCGCCGGCCCUCCAAACGAGCCGCCACCAUGAUGCGUAAAGACGUCAACAAGCCGAAGGGGAAGACGUCGGCGUACGCCUUCUUCGUGCAGACGUGUCGAGAGGAGCACCGGAAGAAGAACCCCGAGCAGUCGGUCAACUUCGCCGAGUUCUCCAAGAAGUGCUCCGAGAGGUGGAAGGCUCUGUCUCCCAGUGAUAAGAAGUGUUUUGAAGACAUGGCCAAAGCCGACAAGGUGCGCUACAACCGGGAGAUGAGAGACUACGUCCCCCCGAAAGGCUUCGGCAAGAGGGGCCGCAAGAGGAAAGACCCCAACGCCCCCAAGAGACCCCCGUCUGCGUUCUUCGUGUUCUGCAGCGAGUACCGGCCCAGCGUCAAGCAGCAGUUCCCGGGUCUGUCUAUAGGCGACUGCGCCAAGAAGCUGGGCGAGAUGUGGAGCAAGCUGUCCCAGUCCGAGAAGCAGCCCUACGAGGAGAAGGCCCAGAAGCUGCGGGAGAAGUACGACCAGGAAAUGCUGGCGUACCGCGGAGGAGGAACCUUCGCCCGGAACCCCGGCUCCUCGGCUCAGGGGGGAGAGGAGGAGGACGACGACGAGGGGGAGGACGACGAAGAGGAGGACGACGACGACGAGUAGAGAGGAAGAGCAGCUGAGAGAGAGAGAGAGACCCUGUGUGAGAGAGAGAGAGAGAGU